UUUUUAUAAAAUUUGCGAAAUGUCCACAAUUGCCUCCACCCAUGAUGAUACAUAUUCUCAGAGGAGCAGUAGCACCCAGAAUGACCACCGCCCAAGAGAAGAAGAGGAUAGCAACGAGGUCAGGAUGACUGACAGAUACUUCAAGACCCUCUUUAGGAAUAAUUUUGGCCUUUACUAUAACACUUUUGAGCUCAAUGAGAAGUUAUAUUUACAUUACAAGGGCUUCACAAGAAUAGAAAAUUUGGAAAAAUUUCCAGACCUCAAGUGUAUCUACCUCGAAGGAAAUGGUUUCACAAAGAUAGAGGGACUAGACACCAAUGUAAAGAUAAGAUCCUUGUAUAUCCAAGAGAAUCUGUUUGAGAAGAUAGAAAAUUUGAAUCAUCUGAAAGACCUCCAUUACUUGAAUUUGAAUGAUAACUACAUCACUACAAUUGAGAACUUGGCUGGAAUUGAGGACCUCAACACACUGCAGAUCAAGAAGAACAAGGUCGGAAAGAACGGCUUAAGUGACGUUAUGGGACUUCUAGACGUUCUUAGUCUCUCCGUCCUCGACAUCUCAGAGAACUUUAUCGACGACCCAGCUAUCAUCGAAGAAGUCUUUGCUAAGAUGCCUAAUCUUAAAGUGCUAUAUCUAAAAGGUAACCCUGUCUGUAAAAAGAUCAAGUACUACAAGAAGACAGUAAUUGCAAAGCUUCCUCAAUUGACUUACUUGGAUGACUCUCCGGUCUUCCCAGAAGACCGUCGCUAUGCAGAGGCCUUCUACAGAGGCGGUAUGCCUGAAGAAAGAGAGGAACGCAAGAAGAUCAAGAAGGAAAAAGACGAUGAGCAUUGGAGAAACCAUAAUGCAUUCAGAGAAAUGAUAAGAAAAGCUAAAGAGAGAAAGCAACAAGAAGAAGCAAAGAAAGCUGAACUGAAGAAGGAAAAAGAUCAGGAACAGGAAAAUGAACAACAACUUGAUCAGGAAUCAUCUGUUCAGCCUGAGAAAGAAGAGAAAUUGAAAACAGAGAAUGAAAAGAUGCCUAAAGAAGAAACUAAGGAAGAGCUUAAAGAGGAGGUCAAAGAAGAAUCAGAUGACCUCCCACCUGAGCUUGAGGAAGUCACUCCUGAGCAAUUGGCUAAAGAGCAAGAACAGUCAAAAGUUAAAAAUUUGAUCGACCAAUUAGCUUCAAAGCAGCCUGAAGUAGUAGAAGAAGAAAAAGCCUCUGACAAAAGUCAUAGUACUGUUGAUGUGAAUGAUAUCAAUGUGGACAAUAGCAACUCUAUUAAUCUCUCUGUUACUUCUGAGACCUCAGACCCUCACAAAGUAAAGGCUGAAGACUCUCUAAAUCAUAGCAGAGUCUCAGAAAGCGAGGAGGAGAAACACUUAGAGGAUUCAGCAAGUGAUGCUGAAGAGUCUGCUAAGACAGAGCCUGGACAGGCUCAAGACAAGCUGAAUGGCAGCCAGAGCUCUAACCUCAACCAUUCAAAUCAAAAACCUCAUGAUGAUGAUGGAGAUUAUCUUGAUGAGUUAGAUUAAAUUCUGGAAUGGGAAUUCUUUUCAAUCUUGGC
This is a messenger RNA of Moneuplotes crassus, 1548 nucleotides long. The record is from the annotation of a GenBank genome assembly. NCBI's taxonomy places the organism in Eukaryota, Ciliophora, Spirotrichea, Euplotida, Euplotidae.